CCAACCUGCUUUUCUGCCGGCAGACGAAAAUUCGUCGAGGUUUACCCAGCUUAAAAUGGCUGUUCUUUUGCCGGUUGGCGUUUGGCUAUUGACUGUAAUUCUGGUGGAAAUGGAUGGUGUUAAUGGGAGUUUGCAGCCGGAAACUGUACGCUGCGAAUUGUUAAAGAUUCCGUUGUGCCGGUCACACGUGCCGUACAAUUACACCAUGAUGCCCAAUCGAUUCCAUCAUGAAACACAAGACGAAGCCGGCCUAGAAGUUCAUCAAUUCAUACCGCUAGUGCACACAAAGUGCAGUCCGGAACUGGCCAAGUUCCUCUGCAGCAUGUAUGCGCCCAUCUGCAUGGAGAAUUUCCACCGGCCUAUUCCCGUUUGCCGAUCCGUGUGUCUGCGUACCAGGGCGGCCUGUGAGCCGGUUAUGGCACAGUAUGGUUUCGAGUGGCCUGAGAGGAUGCAGUGCGCAGUUCCCGAGUAUAAAGAAGACGGUGAUCCGGAAAAUCUGUGCAUGGACUGGCUCAACGGCUCCGUGCCGGAUCAGCCGGAAGCGCGACCAGUGCCACCGCCCCGGAGCGGCGGCAGCACCAAGAGUACCAAAACUCCCAUUUCUUCGUCAUUUCCGCCGCCUGUUGUUGCAACCUGCCCUCCCUGCAGUUGUCCUAAGGAUUUAUCCGUGCCAGCGAUUGAUGGCACCAGUUUUGCGGGAUUAGCCGGCUGUGCAAGUCCCUGCCGGAGUCCAUUUCCCAGCCGCAAUGAGUGGAUGAUUAUCGAAUAUUGGAUUGGUGGAUGGUCUGUGUUGUGCUUUGCCUUGACCUUUUUGUCCGUUCUUACAUUCCUGCUUGACCGAAAGAGAUUUUUGUAUCCGGAGAGGCCUGUCGUCCUUAUUACCGGGUGUUACCUGAUGGUGUCACUGGGCUUCGUAUUACGACUGUAUUUUGGGCAUUCCGAUGUUUCGUGCAGCGGAGGAGCUUCCAGGUGGGUGAUUCUGUCUUUUACGUGGUACUUAUCGACUGGCCGGAAGUGGACGACGGAAGCGCUGGCUGCGCACUGGAAAUGGUUCCACUUAGCAGCGUGGGGACUGCCACUGGGCUUUACCGCUGUCGUCCUGGGAACACAUUCCGUCGACGGCGAUCCGGUAGCCGGGGUGUGCUAUGUCGGCAUGCAUGACCCCAAUGACCUCUUGGUCUUCGUGACGGCACCGCUGGCUGUUUACUUAGUGAUCGGAGCCGGUUUCAUACUGCUGGGAAUGUGCUCUUUGUGGGGCGCGCACUCGCAGAAGGGUCGACUGAUUUCCCUGUCCGACAAGGAGGAACACCAGCGCUUCCACCACCAGAUGAACCGGAUUGGGGCCUUCGCCAUUUGUACGUUCGUCCAUUUUGCCACUUUCCUUGGCUGCACAAUAUAUGAAAUGCUGUAUCGAGAAGACUGGGAACGGACGACACUGUGCAAUUGUAAAGGAAGUGGAAGCCAGCCGAAUGUUUCAGUAUUAUAUAUCAUCAAAUAUUUAGCGAUGUUGGUUGUGGGUGUUAUUUCUGUGGGUUGGUUUCUGAAUUUAAAGACGGUAAAGUCUUGGGGUUUUGUAUGUUGUGGAUCCCGCGCAAAAGCCCAGCAAGUAAUUGCGAAGGCUGAUGAGUAUACUUUGACCAAAUCAACGGAUCCAUUCCUGCGACUGCAGUGUAAAUACUCGUUAAACGCGGUAUAGCUCCGUGGCAGUUCGCGCUGUGUCUGAUGGAUCUCAAUUUUGAAAUUCUCCGUUCAGAAAGCCAUACA
This is a messenger RNA of Paramacrobiotus metropolitanus, 1764 nucleotides long. RefSeq names its product frizzled-8-like. The record is from RefSeq and is a predicted model, not a curated record. Gene Ontology annotation, cellular component: plasma membrane. Gene Ontology annotation, biological process: canonical Wnt signaling pathway; non-canonical Wnt signaling pathway. Lineage: Eukaryota; Metazoa; Tardigrada; Eutardigrada; Parachela; Macrobiotidae. Gene Ontology annotation, molecular function: Wnt receptor activity; Wnt-protein binding.